Trichoderma reesei QM6a is the source of this 867-nucleotide messenger RNA. RefSeq lists its product as uncharacterized. NCBI's taxonomy places the organism in Eukaryota, Fungi, Ascomycota, Sordariomycetes, Hypocreales, Hypocreaceae. The transcript is spliced from 6 exons. The record is from RefSeq and is a predicted model, not a curated record. The coding region runs from base 1 to 867 and encodes 288 amino acids.
AUGGAUUUCCAGCAUUUUGCGCCGCAGAUCGACAAGAUUCCCAAGCUGAAGCCGAAACAAGUCGCGUCCAUUGCCUUUUGGAAUACCGUCCGCGAGAACUUUACCAUUUCCACAUGGAUCGCCAUGGGUGCCGUUGCCCAGGGCCUCCUGCUUCUCUUCGCCCGACCUACCUUUGCCGUCGCCCCAGCCGCUGUCUUUUUGCUCUUCCGAUUCUCGCGCACGAUGCUCAUGCAUUGGGGCUUUAUCCCCAACACGCAGAUGCAGGACGUUCUCAUGGGCAAAUACACCGUGCAAGUUCCAAACGAGGACGGCAGCCCGCCGAGUGAGGUGGCCGACAAGGGCGUUGCGGUUAUUAUGCUGGGCGUGAGGAACAACCAUGCGCUGGGGAUGUUUGGAUCAGGCGCCAAGGAGAUAUCCCAAUUCUUCACAGCGAUGAUGCGGAAUCUGCACGACGACAAGGAGAGCGGCUUCCUCGGUGCCUCCUAUUACAGAAGUGCCAAUGAGAGAUUAACAUCCAACGGCUUCAUGACGUGCUGCUACUUCCGCAGCGUCGAGGACAUUCAUCGAUUCGCCCACUCUCCGGUCCAUCGCGAGGGCUGGAACUGGUGGAACAAAAUCACCGACACGCAUCCGCAUCUGAGCAUCAUGCACGAGAUAUACGACGCGCCGAAGAAGCAGUGGGAGAAUAUCUUUAUCAACUUCCACCUCACAGGCAUUGGGAAAAUGGCGAGGCCGGUCACCGUCAACGGACGAGAAUACACGCCCAUUGCGAACGCUGCUAGAGGUCCUUUGAGCACGCACAAGGGACGCUUGGGCAAGCUAGGACAAGGCAGCCUUGAGAAGGAAUACCUGGCUCAUGCCUAUUAG